Molecule: messenger RNA, 1411 nt
Organism: Chelonoidis abingdonii (Abingdon island giant tortoise)
Lineage: Eukaryota; Metazoa; Chordata; Testudines; Testudinidae
Gene: UBLCP1
Product: ubiquitin like domain containing CTD phosphatase 1
Biological process (GO): protein dephosphorylation; regulation of proteasome assembly
Cellular component (GO): nucleus
Molecular function (GO): protein serine/threonine phosphatase activity; protein binding
Source: RefSeq, a predicted model, not a curated record
GGUCCUUCUCCACUACUACUUCCGGGUCGCGGGGAGACUGCAAGUUCCGCUUCCGGCGUGCUGGUACCGGGAAAGUGCCGGUUCCGUUACCCAGGAUAUUGCUGGCAGUAAUACUGAACAUAUGCUUCAAGGAUGUCUCUGUCUCUUAUAAUAAAAUGGGGUGGACAGGAAUAUUCUAUAACCUCAUUAUCAGAAGAUGAUACAGUGUUAGAUCUUAAACAAUCUCUCAAAGGCCUUACAGGAGUGCUACCAGAGCGCCAAAAGCUGCUUGGACUUAAAAUGAAAGGCAAACCUGCAGACAAUGAUGUUAAGCUCGGAGCUCUCAAACUGAAACCAAAUACUAAAAUCAUGAUGAUGGGAACUCGUGAAGAGAGUUUGGAGGAUGUCCUUGGACCACCCCCUGACAAUGAUGAUGUAGUCAAUGACUUUGAUAUUGAGGAAGAAGUUGUUGAAGUAGAAAAUAGGGAAGAAAACCUACUAAAAAUUUCCCGGAGAGUCAAAGAGUACAAAGUGGAAAUUCUGAAUCCUCCUAGGGAAGGGAAAAAGCUGUUGGUACUAGAUGUUGAUUACACACUGUUUGACCAUAGGUCAUGUGCAGAAACCGGGGUAGAGUUAAUGAGGCCAUACCUUCAUGAAUUCCUGACAUCUGCAUAUGAAGAUUAUGAUAUUGUAAUUUGGUCUGCUACUAAUAUGAAGUGGAUUGAAGCUAAAAUGAAAGAGCUGGGAGUGAGUACAAAUGCAAACUACAAGAUAACCUUCAUGUUGGACAGUGCUGCCAUGAUAACGGUGCACACUCCAAGGAGAGGACUAAUAGAUGUGAAACCUCUUGGUGUUAUAUGGGGCAAAUUUUCAGAGUUUUACAACAAGAAAAAUACUAUCAUGUUUGAUGAUAUUGGACGAAACUUUCUAAUGAACCCACAAAAUGGACUAAAGAUAAGACCCUUUAUGAAAGCACAUUUAAAUCGGGAUAAAGACAAGGAGCUUUUAAAGCUUACUCAGUACCUCAAAGAAAUAGCAAAAUUAGAUGACUUUUUGGAACUGAAUCACAAACACUGGGAAAGGUACCUUUCAAAGAAGCAAGGACAAUAGCUUUAAUAAACUCUUGUGGCACUGAACUGAAGAAAACAUAAUUUGAGAUCGUUGGACCUUUCCUUGCUUUUCUGCUAGAACACAAUAGUGCUGGACACUGAAUCAGACACCAGAAUGACUGCUUAUACUUGGUCUUCCAGUUGGUUUGUUCUAACUUCUUUUUUUUUUUUUUUUAAAGAUCACAGCAAUAAGCUCAAAGAGAGAGAAAUAAGCCAGUUGCUUUUUCUUGCAUUCAUUUCUGGUGUUACUAUUUAAAAUAUUUUCUUUCAUUGCUGCCAUAAUACCACCAUAACCAUUAAAGAGCAACACCAUUCUGAAACUG